AUGGGUUCAGAAGAGGACAUACGUGGAAAAACGGUGAAAAGAAAGGGACCGAGGCUUCAGCUGACUAGCCUGCCAACGGUGCCCGUGGGAUUCAAGGGUUUUCAGAACCUUAAAUCGACUUACCUAGCAGACACAAAUAUUACUGAUGAUGGUCUUCAACAUUUGAUGUCCAACUGCAGUGUUCUAGAGUUCCUUGGAAUUGCAGGUUGUGCAAUGCUUACAACGUUGCAAAUAUCUCAUCCUUCAAACACACUUAAGCAUUUGCAUGUAUAUGACUGCUGUUUGCUUCAAGGGAUGGAGUUAAACUUUGGUCUGGUAAGACUUGAGUACAGAGGUCUGCCGAUUGUGUUAUCGCCUCCUGGAACCUUGCUUCUAACAAAUAUGUGCAUAAAGUUGGAGGGUAUUUGUACUUCUCUUGAAUACAUCUUCACCAAACUUCGUGAUAAUGUGCCUCGUCUCGAGGUUCUGAAUCUAAAAUGCCAGGAGUAUAAGAUGACUACAUUGCCAGGAAAGCUGCAUGAGUUUGUUUAUUUGAAGCACCUGAUAUUGGAGUUAACUUUUGAGAGCUGUCAGAGAGGGAAGACUGAUAUCCUUCAAUUUGCCUGCCUUCUGGUUGCUGCUCCUUCCUUAGAAAAGCUUGAAUUUCAUAUGUGGCUGCGCUGGGGUCGGGAACGGUAUAGAGCCGAGGACGGGAGUCUCCGGAGCCUUCCUUCCCAGCCACACUCCCAUCUCAGGUCGGUCGAUAUCACGGGGUUUUACGGCGAGAAGGACCGGCUGGAGCUUGUGCUCCACAUCCUCAGAGAUUCCGUUGCGCUGGAGUCGAUGAAGGUAGAUCCAAGCCCUGUGGUUGCUGCUGAUGUUAACCGACUUGGGGGACUGGGGAGCAUGCAUGUUCCUCAUUUUGUGGAUGGCUAUGAAGUCGCCCUUGAGUUCCUCUGCAGCAGAGACCGUCGCAAUGUUGUCCAUGGCGCGAGCCCCGAUAUCAUCGAGAGGGCCCGACGUGGGUCUUCCCCCCUGAGUCCACGCAACAGUAGUGCAAAGGCAUCCUGGCAACGUGUGAAGAGGGUGAAGCGAUUGUCGCGGCCUUCCUCCAGCCGAGGAGCUUCCUGA
Messenger RNA from Triticum turgidum subsp. durum (durum wheat), 1110 nucleotides. Lineage: Eukaryota; Viridiplantae; Streptophyta; Magnoliopsida; Poales; Poaceae. The record is from the annotation of a GenBank genome assembly.